Molecule: messenger RNA, 2283 nt
Organism: Vidua macroura (Pin-tailed whydah)
Lineage: Eukaryota; Metazoa; Chordata; Aves; Passeriformes; Viduidae
Gene: MGARP
Product: mitochondria localized glutamic acid rich protein
Exons: 6
Coding region: 164-766 (200 amino acids)
Biological process (GO): anterograde axonal transport
Cellular component (GO): mitochondrial outer membrane; mitochondrion
Source: RefSeq, a predicted model, not a curated record
CCCGGCCGGGAGCGGCGUGCAGGUGUGCGGGGCGGGGCUGCGGCCCGGCCCGCCCCCGCGGCACCCGAGGCGGGACCGGUGUCUGCCGCCGCAUCCCCGCCGCGACGGGCGGCCGAGAGUCGGCUUCGUUCCGCUCCGCGCCGCCGCCCGCUGCUCCGGCACCAUGUCCCUCUGCAGGGCCGCCUCGCAGGCGCUGGCCUCCCGCCUGAGCAGGGCUCCUGCCGCCGCCAGCCGCCUCAAGCAGCGUGCGCCUCCUCGCCAGAUGUCAUCUGGGAGUGUUCCUGGCUCUUCCAGAGACAGCAUGAUGAUCUAUCUCCUUGCUGGUGUUGCUGCUUUUGGUGGUUUAUUUUAUGCCUACAGAGUAGUCAGUUCAUCCCGCAGCAAGUUUGUUGAACAUUCAGAUAUUCUUCGUGAGAGAGCCGAGGGGCAGAAAAGCAAUCCUUGGUCAAAGAAGGAAGGUGAUGGAGAAGAGGUGGAUGAGGUCACUGAAGCGGAGAAGGCCACGGAAGAAGCUGAUGCAGCAGCUGCUGCUGAACCUGCGGCACAGGAUGAGAGUGCUGGACCCAGAGCACAGGAUGAGACUUCUGGGGUAUCCCCAGAAGCUGGAGGGGAGAAUGACUCACUGGCUCCAGAGGUAUCCCAUGCUAUGGAGGAAGCACAGCAAGAAGCUGCUGCUAAUUUGGAACUUGCUGCUAAUUCAGAAGCUGCUGCAGUUCAAGUUUCUGAGGAGGAGAAGACAACUGAAGAAGUUGCUAAAGAGCCCUAAAGUAAGCAGUGUGGACGCCUUUGGAAAGUUUAAUGCAAAUAUUUGUGGCAAUCAACCAGCUGACUCCUGUGUGAAACCUCAUACUCUUCCUUGAAGACAUAAAAGAAACUGUGCAGUUUGUCCUACCACACAUUGGCCAUUAUGGCCAGUAUUCAGUGCUGCAAGAGAUGAUUUGCGUCGCCUAGAGAAACGCUUCUGUGACUAACAACUCUGCUGUAGAGAGUAGCAUCCAGCCAAGCCCCUCAGCAUGUCCUAAACACAUGUGCUAAGAGAAGCAGUAGACUUAACUAAACCAUGCCAUAUGAACUCCUUCUGUGUCUCUGUUGUUCUGUUAUGUACACUGAUUCCUUACUUUUGGUCCAAACUGUUGCGUGUAAGUUAUACCUUUGUAACACUCCAUGCUAAAAUGUAAGCAAAAGGUUUCAAAAUCAAGUCAAAAUAUUACAAAAGUACCUGUUAGCAUUUUAAAAUUGGAUCACAGAGAAAAUAACAACGUGUUUGCUCCUGAGUUUGGAUUUGUGAUUGUAAGCAUAGGACAUCUGGCUGCGCAUGACCUAAUUUUCCCCCUGCAUAAACAUUUCAGAUGCUGCAAUUCCUUGCACAGUAACAUCCAGGAGUAAACAUUUUAAGGCUCCUGCUUUGGGAAGAAAACCUGUUUGCAAGUGGUAGCCAUAGGUACUUGAUAAGUGGUGGCUGGCUCCUGCCUUGGGUGUGCUGUGCUCUGCUCCUCCCAAAUCUCAUUCAGCUUGCCGUGGUCUUUCUGGGCUGCUCUGUCUUGGCAGUGGCAUAUACUGGUAGUGUAACAACAUGAAAGUUUGGUAGAAACUUUCAAACUGGUGCAAAUCACAAGCCCUUCAGGCCAUGGCAAAGCCUGUCUCUAACCAAUUGCACAGAGAGAGCAAAACCCCUGUGAAGGGCUAUGCAACAGGUGUUCAAAUGGACAGGCGUUCUUAGGGACUAAGAAAGAACCAAAUAGCUAAAUAACCUUGUUUUCACAGUUUUAGCUUCAUAAAAAAAAUACAUUUAUUAUGAAUAACAGGUUUGGAUGCCGCUGUGCUCCUAACCCUCACGUGCUACCUGCACGAGCGUGCACCUGAGACCCCACUGCAGCCAUCACAGAAUGGCAAUGAUUCUAAACCAGAGGCAAAUAAUGUAUAUUAUGUACUAUUUAUAUAGGAAGUGUGUUGCAUAAGGUGUGUCUGACUCUUCUCUCUUCAAGAAGAAGUCUGGAAAAUGUUGAAAGGGAAACGAAAGCAUUAUGACAUUCCUACCCACGGCACAAAGCAACAACACAUGCUCCUUCCCCCAUCAUAAAGCAAAUUAUAAUAAGUUCCAACAAAGAUAUAGCCUGUUGCUCCUGGACCUACUUAGGAAUAACUGGAAUAAUGCAGAGGCAAAAGCAGGCUCCUAAGCUUCAAGAAGACAAACCACAGCCUUCUGCUUAAAGGAUAAAGCCUCUGUGAUUAAAAAGCAAUUUUUGUAGACCAAGCUACUGGAAUAAAAAUCUUAGACUGAUA